UCACAAUCUUCUGGCUUACACUUUAACUCUUACAAAAGAGGGAAAUGAACGUUUAAAUGUAUUGAUGUCAAAUGGCAGCUGUGGGGACAUGGUCUUUCUCUCGUCCUGCAGUGGAGAGAAUGAGAUGUAUGCUGCUAGCUGGACAAAAUGCUACAGAUGUUGUAGAAACAGCAAUGGCAGAGGUUGAAGAUGAUGUAGACACGGGACGGCACAUUGUUGGCAGAGGAGGAUAUCCAAAUUUCAAGGGAGUGGUUGAAUGUGAUGCUGCAAUUAUGGAAGGUGUGCCAGGGAGAUUUGGGGCAGUGGCUGCACUUUGCGGAAUUGCACAGCCAUGUCGUGUAGCUCGCAAAGUAAUGGAGAAGAGUCCUCACAGCUUGCUUGUUGGAGAUGGAGCAGAAGCAUUUGCUCAGGAAUUGGGUUUUACAUCUGAACCCAAUGCCAAUAUGCUUUCUGACCAUUCAGCUACUGCUUACCGGGAAUACCUUGAAAAAAAUAAACCUGUUAGAGGUGGACAUGAUACAAUACGUCUUAUAGCUCUUGAUCUAAGUGGUAACAUAACAGUAGGAGUUUCCACAUCAGGAGCUCCCUUCAAAUCACCAGGGCGGGUGGGAGAUUCUCCACUUCCAGGCUGUGGUCUAUACGCUGACCAUACAGUGGGUGCCGCAGCAGCUACAGGUGAUGGAGACAAAAUCAUGUGCUACUGCCCAAGCUUUCAUGUUGUGCAGCUGAUGAAACAAGGCUCAUCUCCUAAUGAAGCCUGUCACGCUGUGCUUGCCGACAUACAGAGGAGAAUAGGUGUCGAUAAAUGCUUUGAAAUUGGGCUUAUUUCUUUGAAUAUGAAGGGAGAGGUCGGAGCUGCAUCUUCAGUGGAAUUUCCAUACACAUUCUGGAGCCAAGUGUUGAGUUCGGUGGAGGAGCUAGUCAUUAACCAACAGAAAUCCAUAAAUGUUUAAUUUCUACUCAUUAAGUAUGUGGUUGGUCAUAAAACGUCAUUACUUUUAACAUUUGUAUUAACCUUUGAAUACUUUGUAUGAAAACCACUUUGUUUAUUAUUCUCAUAAUCAAUAAAAAUGUAUCUGGUGGGUCGCGGUCUUCUUUUUGACACGUAUUGAUCAGUGACUCGCACUCACAUUAGUCAAUG
Messenger RNA from Sinocyclocheilus anshuiensis, 1141 nucleotides. RefSeq names its product N(4)-(Beta-N-acetylglucosaminyl)-L-asparaginase. Gene Ontology annotation, cellular component: cytoplasm. The record is from RefSeq and is a predicted model, not a curated record. Gene Ontology annotation, biological process: protein deglycosylation. NCBI's taxonomy places the organism in Eukaryota, Metazoa, Chordata, Actinopteri, Cypriniformes, Cyprinidae. Bases 72 to 953 code for a protein of 293 amino acids. The transcript is spliced from 10 exons. Gene Ontology annotation, molecular function: N4-(beta-N-acetylglucosaminyl)-L-asparaginase activity.